UCAGAAGAAGAGGAGGAUGCUGAGGAGAGUUUGAGCCCGCUUCUCUUCUCAUGUUAUACAGAAACUCACUUUAUAAACCCCAAAACUUCUGUGCGUUCGGGGUCUUUAUAAUUCAUUUAUCAGCUUGAUUUGAUCUUCAGACGAUGGUUGGCUUUUUCGGCGGAAGGAUGGAUUGCGUCGCGGAUGAAGCGUGAAGCAGGUGCGUUUACCGGAGAUGAUGAUGACGAUGAAGGCGCUGCUCCGCUUCUCCGUCAGAAGAUGAACUUCAGUCCCGUUGCACCGAGCUGCUGGAGGGCUUCGUGGAGGUUUGAACGCUGACGGAUUCGUGAUCUUUGGGAUAUCGAUGAUUCUGCUGGGAUCGGAUGGUUUUAAAGCGCGCGGAGCGUCAGUUCGUGAUCCCUGAAGGCUUCAGCGACCCGUAGAGCUCAAACUGCACCAUGCUGGCGUGUCUGCAGAGACAGAACCGACACCAACACCAACACCUCACGCGUGCUGCCAAGAUCCUGGACGCGCCGCUAAAUCACAAGAGUGAGCUGAUUUCCAUGCGUUACCCAUCUGCGGCUGAACUGGACGCCUACGCGCAAAGAACAGCCGACAGCCCACUUUCAAUCAAGAUCUUUCCCACCAACAUCAGGGUCCCACAGCACAAACAAAUCAGCAGGACUGUGAAUGGCCUGGACACAGGCGACCAGGGCUUGGGCCCGUACUUGCACCCCUACGCUGGCACCUACCAAGGCUUGUUGGCGAUCGUCAAGACUUCCUCUGCGACCAAGGGAGUGCUAAAGAGCGCCGAUGGAAAACGUACUAAACUAUCCCCUGUUCAAAUGGCGGUGGCUCCGUAUGCGCCGCCCAGCAGGAACAGACACCGGCCCUGCGGCGUCAUGUCCCAUCACACGAGCCGUCCGUCUAACAUCCAAUCCAGUCCUUCGUUCCUGUCCGCAUCUUGCGCAGACUCUAGUUUUGCUGUGCCGUAUUCCGGAGCCGUUCUGCCUACUCAGAGCGCGGAUGUAGCUGGUUCGGAUUAUUAUUGGGCACAUUAUUCGCACAUGUAUGGACCGGGGAACCGCUCGCCUGACAUUUCCUACAGAUCCUACCCUCCCAGUCUAACGAUUCUAGACAAAGUCCCGACACCCCCCGUGAUGCACGGUGAUUUCUCUGUUGGACAGUUUUUCGCUCCUGCUUGGAAUAGCGUGCUUGCAACGCCGGAUAGUGACUGUUAUAACCCUCAGGAGAUGCCUUCUACGCGUCUCCGUCCAUACACCCAACAACCUCCGGCAUACCUGUGCUGCGGGCCGCAAGAGAAGAGCCUCAGCAGCAGCCUGCAGUCUCUGGAGUGCCUCAUCAGCGAUAUCCACCCGCCUUGCAUCAAGGAGUGCAUGCUGGGACGAGGACACGAGCCAUACCUUCAGCUGCCCAUGUUGAGAUAGGACGCUUCACUGCAAAACAUUAUUCUCUUACUCAGGAUUUUUGUCUUAGCAAAAAUAAACAAUAUAUAUAUAUAUAUAUAUAUAUAUAUAUA
Molecule: messenger RNA, 1519 nt
Organism: Carassius carassius (crucian carp)
Lineage: Eukaryota; Metazoa; Chordata; Actinopteri; Cypriniformes; Cyprinidae
Product: protein FAM222A-like
Exons: 3
Coding region: 438-1427 (329 amino acids)
Source: RefSeq, a predicted model, not a curated record